Molecule: messenger RNA, 1319 nt
Organism: Hibiscus syriacus
Lineage: Eukaryota; Viridiplantae; Streptophyta; Magnoliopsida; Malvales; Malvaceae
Product: serine acetyltransferase 1, chloroplastic-like
Exons: 1
Coding region: 116-1186 (356 amino acids)
Cellular component (GO): cytoplasm; cytosol
Molecular function (GO): L-serine O-acetyltransferase activity
Source: RefSeq, a predicted model, not a curated record
AAAGGCCAAAGUUCCCUGUGCGACCAGAAAUUUUUUAAUAAUUUUUCUUUAACCUCUUUCUCCUAUAAAUUGUUAACAAACCAAACACCAAAUUUCCCAGGAAAUCCCAGUUUCCAUGAAAGUUCUGGGGGAGCCUGGAUCUUUAACUCUCCUUUUAUAUACCAAUUCUACUCGUUUCUCUUAUCCACACUCAUCUCCAUCGAUUUUCUCAUCAAGUUAUUGCCACAACCUACACAAAUCCAUGGCCGCUUGUGUUGAUACCUCGAGAAUAUCCAAUCCUUCCCAACUUUCUCAGCCUGACGACAAUCAUUUCAGGUAUGGAAAUCUCUGCAGACCCUCUUUUCCAAAUCAUGUUUCCAGCGAACCCUUUAUUGAAAACCACACGAAAACUGCCCCCACAAGAGAAUUCGUCGAUUUUCCUUUUGAGGAGGAAGAAGAAGAAGAAGAGGUUGGUGAUUUAUGGCUGAAAAUGAAAGAAGAAGCAAGGUUAGAUGUUGAGCAAGAGCCCGUCUUGUCAAAUUAUUAUUACACCUCCAUCUUGUCCCACAAUUCAUUAGAGAGUGCUUUAGCCAAUCACUUGUCGAUCAAAUUAUGCAUUUCAAGUCUUCCUAGUGGUACUUUAUAUGAUAUUUUCAUGGCUGUGCUCGUGGAAGAUCAAGGGAUUAUAGAAGCUGUAAAGGAAGAUUUGAAAGCUGCUAAAGAAAGAGACCCUGCCUGUGUAAGUUACGUGCAUUGCUUUUUGAACUAUAAAGGGUUCCUAGCCUGUCAAGCACAUAGGGUAGCACAUAAUAUAUGGUCUCAAGGGAGGAAAGUUUUGGCCUUGCUGAUACAAAAUAGGGUGUCUGAGGUUUUUGCUGUGGAUAUUCAUCCUGGAGCUAAGAUUGGGAGGGGCAUAUUGUUUGAUCAUGCUACUGGUGUUGUUGUUGGAGAGACAGCUGUGAUUGGAAACAAUGUGUCGAUUUUACAUAAUGUAACAUUAGGAGGAACUGGUAAGGCUUCUGGUGAUAGACAUCCAAAGAUCGGAGACGGUGUUUUGAUCGGUGCCGGUACUUGCAUUUUAGGGAAUAUUAAGAUUGGCGAUGGAGCUAAGAUUGGUGCUGGUUCUGUGGUGUUAAAGGAAGUGCCACCGAGGACUACUGCUGUGGGGAAUCCUGCUAGAUUGAUAGGGGGAAGGAGAACCCUAUAAAGCUUGACAAGAUUCCAAGUUUCACCAUGGAUCAUACUUCACACAUUACCGAGUGGUCUGAUUAUGUUAUUUAGAGGGACAAUUAAUUUUCCUUCUUGAAGUUUUGGAAUUUUAACCUCCCUUGGUUUGGAUU